UUUCAGAUGAGUGACUCUCUGGAAUCUCCUAACUGGGGCUUCAGAGUAUUUUAUGGAAUGUCUAUCGUGACUCUUCCUAUAUAUUUUACCAUUUUAAUAUGCCUUAUACAUCUUCGAUGUGUCUCUAAAACAUACAAAACGACGUUCUACUCACUUCUGUUACAACACUGUAUAGCUGAUCUCUUCUCAAUGCUUGGCUAUAUUGCACUCUCUCCAGCUCGUGAAAUCCCGUUCAUCCGACAGUUUUAUUUUGACUAUCAAGAAUAUUAUAUAGCAGCUGCAACUUAUAAUAUAAUUUAUGUAUCACUCUAUAUUCGGUGUACCGGAAUAAUUCUCUUAUCAUUACAGAGAUAUUUGGUUAUUACUUCGCCCCAUUCGAAAAUUGCUAUUAAAGUUCAAACUGCUGCGAAUUGGAAAAUUAUUCUGGUUUACUGGAUACCACCUACACUUCUGAAUAUCGUAGUUCUUAAAGAUACAAACUUCCAUUUUGAUGGAUUGGAAGAUAUGGCGAUUGUUGCGGAGAAAACUGUUAUUCAGAGAAAUACUUUAAUGGCAUUGAUUGUGGUCAGCAUCACAUGUAUUGUAAGCUCAGGUGCCUAUGGAGCUCUAUUUUCAUUUGUUAGAAAGAACUCAUCGAGACUGUCAAAAUCCCUUCGUCGAGAAGUUCAUUUGGCAUUUCAAGUCUUAGUGCUUCUCUUUGCAUUUUUCCUUAUCCUUGUUUUUUAUACAUUUCUUAAUUAUUUUUCUAGAACCCAAAAUAAUGGUCCAAUAUUUUACAUGCGUGGUCUUUAUCCAAUGGCAAAUGGUUUCCUGUCCUACAUUAACCCGUUUUGCAUACUAUUUUUGAACAAAGAACUGACUCGAAAAAUGAUAAAACCAAUUUCUUGCCGUGGAGAUCUUAUGAGUGAAGUUCAAAUUUCUGGAAUUGCUACCAACUCAAACAAAAGUCAUACAGCGCAAGCUGUCACAAAAGGAAAUGCAACUGAAAACCGGAGAACAAUUGCUUUUAAUUGAAACUAUUUUUUUCAAAGUUGAUUGUUUUAAAUUUAGACAGGCACAAUGAUAAUUGGAAACAUUUGUAUAAAGAAGAUGUAU
Messenger RNA from Caenorhabditis elegans, 1095 nucleotides. RefSeq names its product G-protein coupled receptors family 1 profile domain-containing protein (gene srv-27). Gene Ontology annotation, biological process: G protein-coupled receptor signaling pathway; signal transduction. Gene Ontology annotation, cellular component: membrane. Gene Ontology annotation, molecular function: G protein-coupled receptor activity. Lineage: Eukaryota; Metazoa; Nematoda; Chromadorea; Rhabditida; Rhabditidae. The coding region runs from base 7 to 1014 and encodes 335 amino acids. The record is from RefSeq and is marked reviewed. The transcript is spliced from 8 exons.